CUUGGGUCCCUCAAAGACCGGAAGUUGCGUCAUGAGGUGCCCGUAUCGUGGCAUUUCCGGCGCGUCAUGGCUCCGUUCUGAGGGAGAAAGAAAAAAAGAAAGGUGGGUCCCCGAAAGGCCCACAUAAAGAAGGACCGGAAGUGGCGUCACGACGUGCCCGCGCGCGCCGUCCUUGCGGCCCUGAGGUGCUAUGGUUCCGCGCUGAGGGGAAAAAAUUUAAAAAAAAAAUACAAAAAAAAAACAAAAACGAAGCUUGGGUCCCUCAAAGGCCGGAAGUUGCGUCAUGAGGUGCCCGCGUCGUGGCAUUUCCGGCGCGUCAUGGCUCCGCUCUGAGGAAAAAAAAAAGAAAGGUGGGUCCCCGGAGGGCCCGCAGGAAGGACCGGAAGUGGCGUCACGACGUGCCCGCGCGCGCCGUCCUUGCGGCCCUGAGGCGCUAUGGCUUCGCGCUGAGGGGGAAAAAGAAGAAGCCAAAAAGCGAAGCGUCCGGCGCUUGCCUGGGCCUGGCCGGCCAUGGCGCCGAUGGGCAUCCGCCUCUCGCCGCUCGGCGUGGCCGUCUUCUGCCUGCUGGGCCUGGGCGUCCUCUACCACCUCUACUCGGGCUUCCUGGCCGGCCGCUUCGCCUCCUUCCUGCUGGGCGGGCCUCCCGCGCCGGCGGCCGGCGGCGGCGGCCUAGUCGACCUGCGGGAGCUGCUGGCGGCCUCGGUGGCGGCGGCCGUCCGCGGCGGCCUGGAAGUGCGUCGGGUCCGCGAAGGCAACCAGCUCCACGCCCGGGCCAAGGGCAAGACCCGCGAGGGGGCGGAGGAGCAGUUGACCAGCGGCGACCUGCUCUCCAACCGGCAGAUGUACUUCCUGCUCAAGGCCGCCUUCCCCGGCGUGCAGAUCAACACCGAAGAAGGUGUGGACGAAAAGGACCCGGAGCCCGUCUCCUGGGACCGCGCCAUCCCCGAAGACAUCGCCAGGCAGGUCCAGCCGAAGUUGGUCCAGGCCGAGAGCGUCACCGUCUGGAUCGACCCUUUGGAUGCCACUCAGGAAUACACAGAGAAUCUGGUCCAGUACGUCACGACCAUGGUUUGCGCGGCGGUGGAUGGUAAACCAGUAAUCGGAGUCAUCCACAAGCCGUUUUCCGAAUAUACCGCUUGGGCCAUGGUGAGCGGAGGCUCCAACAUCCAGCCGCGCCCUUCCUACAACGAGCAGACGCCCACCAUCAUCGUCUCGCGAUCCCACGAAGGCGCCGUCAAGGAGGUGGCCUGGCAGAGCUUUGGGAAUAAAACGGCCAUCAUUAACGCCGGCGGAGCAGGGUAUAAAGUAUUAUCUCUCCUGGACGUGCCGGAAGCCCACCAGGAACGAGCCGACAUCUACAUCCACGUGACCUACAUCAAAAAAUGGGACAUCUGUGCCGGCAACGCCGUGCUGAAGGCCCUGGGCGGACACAUGACCACCUUAGCCGGGGAGGAGAUCACGUACACCGGCUCCGACGCGAACGAGGACGGCCUGAUCGCCAGCGUUCAGAUGAACCACCAGACGCUGGUGGAAAAACUCCCGGGUCUCGCCAAAAACUCGCGAAACUGACCUCCCGUUUUCCGAAGGGGUUUGGGGGAGGAAAAGAAAAACAAAAAACAAAACAAAACAAAGGUACAACGAAUCCCCCGGGGAAAGGUGAGAGACAGGAAGAGGGAAAAAAAAAAAGAAUUAAAAUAAAAAUGUGCUCCUUGAGGACCGGAAACUUGCCAGGGCGGCGUUUGGAGAAGGCGGAAAAGGGGCUCCGUUUUCCAAAUUGGAAUCUCUUGAGACUGUCGUCGUGUCCAGACACUACUGAGAAGUUUGUGUUUUUUUUCCUCUCUAUAAAUAAUCUCGAUGGGUGCUUGAUAAGAACAUUUUGAUUUGUAACGUCCGGAAGGGGAAAAAAAAAGUGGCUUUUUGAAGGUUUUUUUUUUCUUUCUUUUUUUGGAUCUGGAAACCGACCGAUAAAUCUUCUUUCUUUUUCCGGGGGGAUACAAAAGCCGAAACCGAGGCGACUGUCCCAGCGAUUGGAAGUGACGACCACACAAACACACAAAACAAGAAUGGAACUCUUGGGAACAUUAUUAUUGUUAUUAGUUUACGUUUACUUGAAAAUCCAAACCAGCGUCGUGUGGAUGAGCGUUACACUCUUUCUCUCUGUGGCUUUUCAUUAUUUUUUUUAAAUCAGAGGACCGGUUUUCCGUGUGUCGUUGCGCAGGACACUGUGCCCCCCCCCCCAAUGUUGUUGGGACUACUGAAUAUUAUUGCCACGAUAAACCGUUGUGUUCUUCCCCC
This is a messenger RNA of Crotalus tigris (Tiger rattlesnake), 2295 nucleotides long. It is a transcript of the gene BPNT2, whose product is annotated as 3'(2'), 5'-bisphosphate nucleotidase 2. The record is from RefSeq and is a predicted model, not a curated record. Gene Ontology annotation, biological process: phosphatidylinositol phosphate biosynthetic process. NCBI's taxonomy places the organism in Eukaryota, Metazoa, Chordata, Lepidosauria, Squamata, Viperidae. The transcript is spliced from 5 exons. Gene Ontology annotation, molecular function: 3'-nucleotidase activity. The coding region runs from base 511 to 1569 and encodes 352 amino acids. Gene Ontology annotation, cellular component: endomembrane system.